GGCUCUUCAGCUGCGGUGUAUCUUCCUCUGCCAAUGCCUUCUUUCAAAGCUUUGUCAGAACCAGCCGGAUCGCUCCUUACUGGAGCGCAGGAAUAGCCUCAGGCUUUUGUUGGCUCACCAGACUGGGGCGUAGGAAGAGCGAGAUGAAAUGGGAAGGGGACGGGAGGACAAAGAUAGCCUGCUUUUUUAUCUCCGGAAAGAAGCAAAACACGAAGGCUGACACACGAAAUUCAGCCUGGGGACAGCCAGCCGGACGGUCACCAGAAGGGGAAGCCGCGAGUGGAGGUGGAGGAGGGGAGGGGCCAAAGGGAGGCAACUUCAGUGCAGGUGACACCAAGUUCAGCUGGGCGGGGUCGGGUUCGGUUUUCCUUCGGACCUGGCUUUCUUCUGCGCCGGGAGGCCGUGGGGAGGUUAAAACCAGCAGCCAGGGAGAGUCGCCGUUCUGAGCGAAAGGGAGCCGGUGAGGACCCUCGCGGACGAAAGAGCACAGGGAGCAAAAUGCACCUGAAGGACAAAGUGGCUCUGGUCACCGGGGCAGCUCAGGGCAUAGGCAAAGCGUUCGCCGAAGCCCUACUGGAAAGGGGCUGCAAGGUAGCACUCGUGGAUCUGAAUGCAGAUGUAGGCAAAGCCAGCAAAGAUGCCUUUGAUAAGCAGUAUGAUCCACAGAGAACUAUCUUCAUUCCUUGUGAUGUUUCAAAUGAAGAAAAACUUAAAGAUGCAUUUAAGAAUACAAUUCAACAUUUUGGAAAUCUGGAUGUUCUGAUUAAUAACGCUGGAGUGAAUGAUGAAAUGAACUGGGAAAACACAGUCCAAAUCAACUUGAUUUCAGUGAUUAGAGGAACAUAUAUUGGAUUAGAGUACAUGAAAAUCGAAAACGGUGGCAAUGGAGGGGCUAUUAUUAAUAUAGCAUCAUUAGCAGGACUAUGGCCGGUUGCAUACCAACCAGUGUAUUCUGCUUCAAAGCAUGGGGUAAUUGGAUUUACACGUUCAGUGGCUCUGGCUGCUACAGCAAAAAAUUAUGGUGUGCGAAUAAAUGCUAUCUGUCCUGGUUUUGUCAACACACCAAUUCUUCAGACAGCUUUCAAGGAAGAAAAUAUGGGUUUAUAUUAUUCAUUCGAAGAAGAAAUCAAAGAGAAGAUGGAAUACUAUGGAAUUUUGGACCCAUCACUAAUUGCUGAAGGACUGAUAAAAUUUCUUGAAGAUGAUUCAUUAAAUGGAGAAGUUAUGAAGAUUACAAAAAAAGGGAUUCAUUUUCAUGAGUAUUGACCACUACCAUAAAAAUAAAGCUUACUAUUUUUUUCUUGGAAUAGUUCAUAA
Candoia aspera is the source of this 1317-nucleotide messenger RNA. RefSeq names its product 15-hydroxyprostaglandin dehydrogenase (gene HPGD). Gene Ontology annotation, cellular component: cytoplasm. The coding region runs from base 499 to 1266 and encodes 255 amino acids. Gene Ontology annotation, biological process: prostaglandin metabolic process; female pregnancy. The transcript is spliced from 7 exons. Lineage: Eukaryota; Metazoa; Chordata; Lepidosauria; Squamata; Candoiidae. Gene Ontology annotation, molecular function: 15-hydroxyprostaglandin dehydrogenase (NAD+) activity. The record is from RefSeq and is a predicted model, not a curated record.